UAAGUGGGAUGAGUGAGUAAUCAAAAUGAGUAUGAUGCUCAUAAUACUUGUUAAAUACUGUAAAGUGUAAACCAAACAAACAGUCUCGCAGACAUCAUCACCGUCGUCGUCAACCUCUUCGCUCUCUUUCCUCAAAUCAACCACCGUUUCACGUCAUGCUGCCACUCUCCCUUCUCAAAACUGCUCAAGGGCACCCCAUGUUGGUUGAACUCAAAAAUGGAGAGACUUAUAACGGCCAUUUGGUUAAUUGUGAUACAUGGAUGAACAUUCAUCUCCGAGAAGUCAUUUGUACCUCUAAAGACGGAGAUAGAUUUUGGCGUAUGCCUGAAUGCUACAUUCGGGGGAAUACCAUUAAGUACCUUCGAGUUCCUGAUGAGGUUAUUGACAAAGUCCAGGAAGAAACCAAGAGUCGCACGGAUCGCAAACCACCUGGUGUGGGACGCGGAAGGGGAAGAGGUAGGGAGGAUGGCGCUCCUGGACGUCAAGUAAAAGGAGCUGGACGUGGCUUUGAAGAAGGUGGUGCUAGGGGGCCUGGAGGAGGCCGAGGAAGGGGUGGCCCAGGUGGAAGGCCUGGUGGAAACAGAGGUGCAGGGCGAGGUAGAGGUUGAUUUGACCAAGUGAUGUGGAACUACAUCAAAUGGGCUAGUUGCUGUUUUUAGAGGCAUUAAUGCCCGUUCAGAAGAUUUAUCGAUGGACUUUAGGUUUCCAGUUUAUUUUUUUGUUUAUACAGUAACUAAAUGGUGAUAUCAUCAUCAUCAUAGUAUUUAUGAAACACCAUUUUACAGUUUGUUAUCUAUCUGCAUCCCUUUUCCUCGCCGGAAAGCAAUGCUGGUGGUACAUAAUAUUUUUGUUUAAUAUAUUUUGUCAGAAAUCAAAUCGUUAGUUGUAUGUUGGAUUAA
Lathyrus oleraceus (garden pea) is the source of this 899-nucleotide messenger RNA. RefSeq names its product probable U6 snRNA-associated Sm-like protein LSm4. Gene Ontology annotation, molecular function: RNA binding. The record is from RefSeq and is a predicted model, not a curated record. The transcript is spliced from 7 exons. Bases 156 to 608 code for a protein of 150 amino acids. NCBI's taxonomy places the organism in Eukaryota, Viridiplantae, Streptophyta, Magnoliopsida, Fabales, Fabaceae. Gene Ontology annotation, biological process: nuclear-transcribed mRNA catabolic process; mRNA splicing, via spliceosome.